Molecule: messenger RNA, 537 nt
Organism: Homarus americanus (American lobster)
Lineage: Eukaryota; Metazoa; Arthropoda; Malacostraca; Decapoda; Nephropidae
Exons: 1
Coding region: 1-537 (178 amino acids)
Source: RefSeq, a predicted model, not a curated record
AUGUACUGGAUUAAUAUCGGACGUCGUGAGUUAAUGCAGUUUCCGUCACUGACCACUGUGGACAUCGAACUGAAAGUUGAUGAUCUUUCUGUGUAUGUUGAGCAUUUGAAACAUUUGUACAGUGAUAUGCAAGUUCGGUUCAGCGACCUGCUAGAGAUGAACAUUCCAGGUUGGGUGGUGGACCCAUUUAGGGUAAAUGCAGUUGAUGUUGACAUUACAGUACAAGAAAGUCUCAUUGAGCUACAAAGUGAUAUAACAGCUCAACCUAGAUUCAAACAUGGCACACCUAAUUUAUGGAUAAGCAGUGAAAUGGUUAGGAAGCUUCCUCUGCUCCGGGACAAAGCUAAAUUGUAUUGUAUUGCUUUUCCCGCUUCUUAUCUUGUUGAAUGUGGGUUUAGUCGGGUGGCUUAUCUGCUAUCAAAAGCUCGUAACCGCCUUGAUAUUGUGGGGAGAGGUGAUUCUCGUUUGUCACUCACAAUGAUGCAGCCAGAUAUUGAGAAACUGGCAAGUUUGCAUCAGCCACAAGGGUCACACUGA